AUGGACGACUUCAGGAACACUAUUGAGCGUCUCUUUAUAGAUGCUGAUGGUAAUACCAAGCUCGAGGUGUUGUACACCAACGAGCCCUACAAGGUGGAGGAGAUUCUUACUCUCUAUGAGGAAUGGCUGCGUGAGGACAGGUACAAGUUUGUUGGUCUUGAUCUAGAGUACACACGAGACGAUUAUUUUGAUCGUAGUAGAAAAGUUGCCGUUAUGCAACUGGCGAUGCGCAAGCAUGUUCUUGUCUAUCACUUGUGCAAGGCUAGGACGGAGUGCGCUGCUCUGAAGGAUUUCCUUCGGAACAAAGGUAUAAUUUUCGCUAGUGUCGAUGUCAGGAACGAUAGGGAUGUUCUCGCAAACAGUUACCUCAAAAUCCCAAGAGAGUGUCACAUCGACCUUCAAGAGGAGCUCAUGAUCAAAGGAGGCAAUCUAAGGGAUUCCAUGGCAGAUUUGGCAGGAGCCGUCAUAAACAAAUCUUACUUGAGUAUGAAGUUGUCUUUUCCACAAGGUCUGCAUGACUACUGGGAAUGGAAGCCGCUUUCCCUUGAACACCUGAAAUAUGCGGCAAUUGAUGGGUAUUUCAGCUACGAGCUCUACCGCCGAGUUCUGUCUAUGAAGGAGAUGAUGCAUCCUCGUUGUCUUCCCGACCACGGACGCCGUUGA
Molecule: messenger RNA, 663 nt
Organism: Aegilops tauschii subsp. strangulata
Lineage: Eukaryota; Viridiplantae; Streptophyta; Magnoliopsida; Poales; Poaceae
Biological process (GO): nucleobase-containing compound metabolic process
Cellular component (GO): nucleus; cytoplasm
Molecular function (GO): 3'-5' exonuclease activity; nucleic acid binding
Source: RefSeq, a predicted model, not a curated record